Molecule: messenger RNA, 537 nt
Organism: Brenthis ino (lesser marbled fritillary)
Lineage: Eukaryota; Metazoa; Arthropoda; Insecta; Lepidoptera; Nymphalidae
Source: the annotation of a GenBank genome assembly
AUGGCCGAUUCCCUUUUCGACAUUUUUGGAGACCACUUGACGCGGCAAGCUGUGAAAAAUGUUACGAGGCAGCCGUUUUCUAAUAUUGAGAAUAUGGGAAAGACUAUCUCAGCCACUCCACUCAAACCAAAUGAGCCCGUGAAAAAACUUGCUGAGAAUAAGAAAACAUUUCUAUCUAACACUGGUAAAACCUUACAAGGCACUCCAAUGCGAAAAGUAUUUACACCACAAGCUGUUAAUGUUGGUCCACUCAUUUAUACAGAUAAUGACACUAAAAAAAAUGACAAAGGUUUUAGCUUUGCUGAACUUGAAUUCCAUAAACCUACAUGUGUAUAUGAUAACUAUCACAGAGAUCUGUUGGACUUUAUGCCAAUAUCAGAGCCAGACAUAAUAAAAAUGUCUCCCCUGAAGACUCCUCCACCAAGUCAUCGAAAUCAUAGCUUUGAGUUUGAUUGUUCUUAUCAGGAUGAUUUCUUUACAGAUGACUUUUCAAUUGAGAGCUUGCCUGAUGAUGAUCUGGGACUGCCAGACUUGUAU